AUGCCGUCUACCAAGUCUGUCGUGAUCGGCGCCGUCGGGCUAGCCGGGGCUGUCGCCGGACAGUAUUUCCCUCCCACCCCCGAAGGCCUCAAGGUGGUUCAUUCCAAGCACGAGAAAGGCGUCAAAAUCUCCUACAAAGAGCCCGGCGUCUGUGAAACCACACCAGGAGUCAAGUCGUACUCGGGUUACGUCCAUCUGCCUCCGGGAACUCUCAAGGAUGUCUCGUUAGACCAGGAUUACCCCAUCAACACCUUCUUCUGGUUUUUUGAAGCCCGCAAUGACCCGAGAAAUGCCCCGUUAUCCAUCUGGAUGAACGGCGGCCCCGGCAGCUCCUCCAUGAUCGGUCUGUUGCAGGAGAAUGGCCCGUGUCGCAUCAACCCCGACUCCAACUCCACGGAGAUCAACCCCUGGUCGUGGAACAAUUAUGUGAACAUGCUUUACAUUGACCAGCCGAGCCAGGUCGGGUUCAGCUACGACGUCCCGACCAAUGGCACCUACAACCAGAUCACCGGGGAAUACGAUGUCUCCGGGUUCCCCGGGGGCGUCCCCCCGGUGCAGAACAACACGUUCAAUGUUGGCACCUUUCCCAGCUUGAACAAGUCCACGACCGCCAAUUCGACUCAGAAUGCGGCCCGCGCUCUCUGGCACUUUGCGCAGACCUGGUUCUCCGAGUUCCCGGAGUACAAGCCCCAUGACGACCGGGUGAGCAUCUGGACCGAGUCUUAUGGUGGCCGGUACGGCCCGUCGUUCACGGCGUACUUCCAAGAGCAGAACGAGAAAAUUGCCAAGGGGACCGUCUCCAGGGAUGUAGACGCACACUACAUCCACCUGGACACCCUGGGCAUUAUUAACGGCUGCGUGGACCUCCUCGUCCAGUCGCCCAAGUACCCCGAAAUCGCCUACAACAACACCUAUGGCAUCGAGACCAUCAACAAGACGGUCUACGAUGCAGCAAUGAGGGCGUGGAGCAAGCCCGGCGGUUGCAAGGACCAGAUUAUCGAAUGUCGCCGCCUCGCUGCCGAGGGCGACCCGCAAAUGUUCGGCAACAACGCCACGGUCAACAAGGCCUGUAGAAAGGCCGACCAGUACUGUAGCAACCAAGUCGAAGGACCAUACACCGAAUUCUCCGGACGGGGAUACUAUGAUAUUUCUCACCUCAACCCGGACCCGUUCCCGCCGCCAUACUUCUUUGGAUUUCUGAACCAACACUGGGUGCAGGGCGCGCUGGGCGUGCCCAUCAACUUCACCGAGUCGGUCGACAGCGUCUACGAGGGCUUCUCAUCGGUCGGUGAUUACCCCCGGUCGGAUGUGCGCGGGUAUCUCGAGGAUCUGGCCUACGUACUGGACUCGGGCAUCAAGGUGGCUCUGGUGUACGGCGAUCGCGACUACGCAUGCCCGUGGAACGGCGGCGAAGAGGUCAGCUUGCUGGUGCAGCAUGCGGAGGCGGAGCAGUUCCGUUCGGCAGGAUACGCCCCCCUGCGGACGAAUGCAUCGUACGUCGGCGGGAUGGUCCGGCAGCACGGAAACUUCUCGUUCUCCCGCGUCUUCGAGGCGGGCCACGAGGUGCCAGCCUACCAGCCCGAGACGGCGUAUGAGAUCUUCCACCGGGCGAUGUUCAACCGCGACAUUGCCACGGGCAAAGUCAACACCGCAAAGAAUGAGUCGUAUUCGACGACGGGUCCGUCUUCGACGUGGAACAUCACGAACGCUGUGCCUGAUAGCCCUGCGCCGACCUGCUAUGUCCUCCAAUUGACGACGUACUGCACGGACGAGCAGGUGCAGAGCGUGGUGGAUGGGACAGCUGUGAUCAAGGACUACAUUGUGGUUGGUGAUGGGCAAUAG
This is a messenger RNA of Aspergillus terreus NIH2624, 1842 nucleotides long. It is a transcript of the gene cp1, whose product is annotated as putative carboxypeptidase S1. The record is from RefSeq and is a predicted model, not a curated record. The transcript is spliced from 2 exons. Gene Ontology annotation, biological process: proteolysis. Lineage: Eukaryota; Fungi; Ascomycota; Eurotiomycetes; Eurotiales; Aspergillaceae. The coding region runs from base 1 to 1842 and encodes 613 amino acids. Gene Ontology annotation, cellular component: fungal-type vacuole. Gene Ontology annotation, molecular function: serine-type carboxypeptidase activity.